AUGAUAGCCCUGCAGCCCGGGAUACCUCUACUGUUGUACUUAAUUUCAACCCCCAAGUCCAUAGGGGCAUUAUUGGUCCAAGAUGUAGAUGGAGCAGAACGCCCGGUGUAUUACAUCGGCCAGAAGAUUCGAGGAGCAGAAGUCCAAUAUACUCCGAUAGAGAGACAUUGCUUAGCUUGGGUAUUUACCGCCCAAAAGCUCAGACAUUACUUCUUAGCACAUCAGAUUCAGAUUGUUACUAGAAGUGAUCCAAUCCGAUACCUCCUCAGCAAGCCUGCUCUAACCGGGAAGGUGGCAAGAUGGUUGUUAGCACUGGGUGAAUUCGAGAUCACAUGUGUAGCCCCCAAGGCGAUUAAAAGCCAGGCCUUAGCUGACCUCCUUGCUCAAAUUCCAAGUGGUGACUAUGAACUAGUAAAUGAAGAAGUAAGAGGAGAGGUGCAUGCAGCUAUGGCUUCCGAGAAAAGCUUUUGGACAUUGAGCUUUGACGGAGCAGCAGCCGGAGCCGAGUAUGAGGCUCUUAUGUUAGGCUUGAUAGCAGCUGAGAAGCACAGUAUCAAGAAGAUUCGGAUUCGGGGGGACUCAAAGUUGAUAGUGAAGCAAGUUUCAAGACAGUUCGUCUUAAAGGAGCCUGCCUUGGCCACAUAUCGAACAACAGUCCGAAGGCUUCUUGACAAAUUUUAG
Molecule: messenger RNA, 681 nt
Organism: Camellia sinensis
Lineage: Eukaryota; Viridiplantae; Streptophyta; Magnoliopsida; Ericales; Theaceae
Source: RefSeq, a predicted model, not a curated record